UCCCUGGGGGUGGUGCUGAAAGAACAGCUCCCACUAAACAUGACUUCUUUUAAUAGCGGUGCCUUGUGGCCACUUUUCCAGGAGACCCUCAGUUGGAUUCUUGCUGCCACGGGGUCCAAGAGAGUUAUGACAAGCCAUGAAUCAGGAAAGUUCCAAUGCCCGGACCGGAGCUUUGAAAACUGAUGGAUAUUUUGAAGCGACUAUGAGAAGAUGAAGAGGCAAAACGUGCGGACACUCGUCUUAAUUAUCUGCACUUUGUCCUAUUUACUCAUUGGAGCGGGAGUCUUCGACGCUCUCGAGUCAAAGCAAGAGAAAACCCAGAAGGCUAAGCUUGACUAUCGAAAAUUUCUACUCAUGCAUAAAUAUAAUCUCACCAGGCUUGAUUUUGAUCAGAUUGAAAAGGUCGUUUUGUUUCUGAAGCCUCACAAAGCAGGAGUCCAGUGGAAGUUCGCCGGGUCUUUUUAUUUUGCCAUCACUGUGAUAACGACCAUAGGUUACGGCCAUGCCGCCCCCAGUACGGAUGCUGGGAAAGCAUUCUGCAUGGGGUAUGCGCUUCUAGGCAUCCCCCUCACCCUGGUGAUGUUCCAAAGCCUGGGCGAACGCAUCAACACCUUCGUCCGCUUCCUGUUGCACAAAGCCAAGAAAUGCAUGGGCCUGCGGAGGCCGGAAGUCUCCAUGGCCAACAUGGUGAUCAUCGGCUUCUUCUCUUGCAUCAGCACCUUGUGCGUAGGAGCAGCUGCCUUCUCCCACUACGAAGGUUGGACCUUUUUCCAUGCCUUCUACUACUGUUUCAUCACCCUCACCACCAUCGGUUUCGGAGAUUACGUCGCCCUACAGAAGGACAACGCUCUCCAAACCAACCCUAAUUACGUGGCCUUUAGUUUUGUUUAUAUCCUGAUGGGCCUCACAGUAAUCGGUGCUUUCCUCAAUCUAGUGGUGCUACGGUUCAUGACGAUGAACACAGAGGACGAGAGAAGAGACGCGGCGCAGAGGGCGCUACUCUCCAAAGAUAAACACAAAGAUCCUGUUCUGCGCUGUCCAGACCCUCCGAGCCCAGCCGCCGUGGGGCGAGACAGAAGGCGAGGGCUGAAGAGCGUCUACGCUGAGGUGCUUCACUUCCAGACGGUGUGCUCCUGCCUGUGGUACAAAAGCAGAGAGAAAAUGGUGAUCCUCCCGCAAGAUCUGUCCUUCACUGAUGCGCUAAUGGAGCAAGGAGACAUAUCUCCCCACCACUUUUUCAAACCCAGCCCCACGGGCUGCGUGUGUAACCCUCAACGCUGCUCGGCCAUUAGCACUGUGUCUGCUGACCUGAGAAACAUCUCACCGUUCAGGCUCUUUUCCAAGAGACGCAGCUCUGUCUGAAUCACCUCACUUUCUUAUACAGUCACUGUAGAUCUUUUAAUGAGUCACAUGAAUUAUUUUGAUAGCAUUCACAUAAAGAUGAUUGAUCGGACCACCCAAGAUUGGGGUGGAUUGAUGAAAGAGAUCCGCUAGGAGUCUUUUUACACAAACACAUCUAUUCUCUAUCAACGCUUUGAUGACUGUUAGGAGAAUUCAAACGGUCUUAUACUUCAGAUAGCACAUUUACUCCCUGAAACAGUGCAAUAAACAAUGUUUUAACAGUUACUAAAAACAUAUUCUGACCAAAAAACUUAAAAUCUUGAAUAUUAUUUUACCCUGUUCAGAUGAAAUGCUUAUGGUAUAAAAAUUGUAAAUUUGUUCAUUUUCUAUAAAUUUCAAUACUUUUUGGCUUUGCAUUGCAGUGUUGUUUAUUGUUCAGAAUUGAACUGAGAAUGCCUUUUUAAAUUCCAAUUCAGUUCCUGAAUUUGAGUUGAAUUUGAAUUGAGAUAGAUAGAUAGAUAGAUAGAUAGAUAGAUAGAUAGAUAGAUAGAUAGAUAGAUAGAUAGAUAGAUAGAUAGAUAGUGUUUGAAAUGUCAAUUAUGUUUGAAGUAAAACAUAUAAAAAAUUCUAUUUAGCCUACAUAUUUCAUUAUGGUGAUUGAAAAAAUAUGCGAUGGGAGGGAAAAAAAUAUUGCAAUACGUUUGCGUUCACUUGCAAAAUUCAACUUGAGCUCGCAAAACUGGUGAUGGAAAUAAUGAGACUGGAGGGAAACGUCAUUUUAAAGGGUUAGUUCACCCCAAAAUGAAAAUUAUGUCAUUAAUUACUCACCCUCAUGUUGUUUCACACCCAUAAGGCCUUCGAUAAAAUCAGUUGGCUCAGUGAGGCCUCAAUU
Messenger RNA from Megalobrama amblycephala (Wuchang bream), 2233 nucleotides. RefSeq names its product potassium channel, subfamily K, member 3b (gene kcnk3b). Bases 211 to 1362 code for a protein of 383 amino acids. Gene Ontology annotation, biological process: stabilization of membrane potential; potassium ion transmembrane transport. The record is from RefSeq and is a predicted model, not a curated record. The transcript has 2 exons. NCBI's taxonomy places the organism in Eukaryota, Metazoa, Chordata, Actinopteri, Cypriniformes, Xenocyprididae. Gene Ontology annotation, molecular function: open rectifier potassium channel activity; potassium ion leak channel activity. Gene Ontology annotation, cellular component: membrane.